ACAGGCAGAGUGACAAACAAACAAACCUCCCCUUUAAGAGACUGUCCCUUUAACUAACUUAACCUGGACACACCUGAACUUCCACUACGGGAGUUUCGAUACAAGUUAGUAGAGGAAAAACAAUACCGAAAAAACAACAUCCUGAGCAGAAAUAUGGGGACAGUGGACACGGGCUCUUCUGGGCCAGUAGCAGUGCCCCAAACGCCUCAGUGGGUAGCAGAUGUGGACAAGGUAACAAAGUAUGAGAACAGCACUAAGGAGGAAGAGGAAAUGAUCAAAUCUGCAAAUAUGGAACCCAGUACCCUUCCGUGGUCUGAGAAUAAACAAGAAACAAAGAUUCUGCCACUCAAGGAUGGAGAGAGCACAAGCAUUAAAUCAGAUUGCAUCUCACUCCGGGUUGGUGGAGUGAGCCGGACGGAGAGCGAGAGGGAGGAAUUUGGGCUGAGAGAGAAGGAGAAUACGUGUGAGGGAUGGAGGAGAAUAGAAGCAGGCAAAGAAUGUGUUUCUGACACUGAGCUGAGAAACCGAGUGAAAAGCACCUGCUCGGAGAUAGAGGUGGAGGAGGUGAACAUCAUGCCAAAGAACGCAGCUCGAGUCUUCAGCCCCAGCAUCACCAUCCUGCGCUCCACCAGCCAGCAUGAGGCUGCACACCCCGGAGGAGAUGAAGAAGAAGAGAGGAGCCCCUUCCUGGGGACACAUGGAACACCACUAGAAGAGUAUUACAACGACUGGCCCAUCACACCCAAAUCACGUUGCUGUGGAUAUAAUCGUGAUGCUCUUAAACUGGGCUCGUCCAUGUUCACUUCUGCCCUGAUCUUCCCCUUGUUGGUGUGGGGUGGCUACUUCUAUCUGCCCUUUGAUGCCCCUCUGCUCGACAGCGCCCCACUACGGCUGGUCUACACACUGCGCUGCUCUGUUUUUGCAGUCAUACCUAUUGUCCUUGGUAUGUUGGUACUAGGUGUGUCCCGUCUGUGGUAUCGAUCUUUGAAGCCGCGGUUUGAAGGGGAGAGAGAAUUUAAGCAGGUGGCAGUUCACCAGCGCUAUGUGGAGGACUCUAUCUCCCUCUUUCUGCUUUACUUCCUCCAGCUGGCUGUAAUGGCUGCCUACCUGAAUCAAGAUCUUCUUAAACUAGUUCCUAUUCUCACCAUCGUUUUUGCCUUUGGCAGGUUACUGUACUGGGUCGCAGCAGCUUGUGACAGCAGUGUGAGAGGUGUUGGCUUUGGGUUCUCAUUUUUGCCAAUGCUGGUUAUGCUGGUGGCCAACCUCUACUUCAUCUUCCUCUCUGAAUCUGCAGGCUCCAUCUUUGCCCCAGACAUCCCAGAACCACCUGUUCCUCCACCCAAACAGCGGUUCUGGGGCUAAACACAUCACAUCUGGCACCUCUGCUACUGCCAACUGUAGACCAGAUCUCUUUGGGCUUAGAGCCAUCUUAAAUUACACUAUAAGAAAUUUGUGUCUGAGAAUGUUUAAUCCAACUGUGAUUUCAUUUUCCUCUCCUGUUCGUUGUUUUUUCCUAAGUACAUUUAUGUCAUGAUUGGUUGGUUGAAAUUGUCAGAAAUCCAGUCAAAGGAAAGAGAGGAGGCUAGAACAAAGGAGGAAUAAUUUUUUUUCUUUUGAACUAACUUAUAAAUAGAAGUUGUGUAGUGAAACUUGAGACACUAAACUACAAAUUAAAAUGAGCUAGCUACCCUUUAUUGCAGUCAAACAUGAGCACAGAGCAUAGACUGGUUUUAACUCAUCUAUUUUAAGAUGAGAAUGUCAGCAAGAAGAAAACUAAAUUUCAAAUAUUUAUUCCACAA
Messenger RNA from Carassius carassius (crucian carp), 1799 nucleotides. RefSeq names its product transmembrane protein 79b (gene tmem79b). The transcript is spliced from 5 exons. The coding region runs from base 154 to 1362 and encodes 402 amino acids. The record is from RefSeq and is a predicted model, not a curated record. Gene Ontology annotation, biological process: regulated exocytosis. Lineage: Eukaryota; Metazoa; Chordata; Actinopteri; Cypriniformes; Cyprinidae. Gene Ontology annotation, cellular component: trans-Golgi network membrane; lysosomal membrane.